Messenger RNA from Penicillium riverlandense, 3720 nucleotides. RefSeq names its product C2 domain protein. The coding region runs from base 1 to 3720 and encodes 1239 amino acids. The record is from RefSeq and is a predicted model, not a curated record. The transcript is spliced from 3 exons. Gene Ontology annotation, molecular function: lipid binding. NCBI's taxonomy places the organism in Eukaryota, Fungi, Ascomycota, Eurotiomycetes, Eurotiales, Aspergillaceae.
AUGGCCUCCACUACCCCGGAACCCGAAGCACCGCAGCCGCACCAUGUCGGCGAGCAUUGGAGCGGGGCCAAUCCCAUUCCGACGGUGCAGAAGUACAUCGAGCAUCUCGAUGCCAACAAAAAAGACCGAGACCGGAAGAUUGACGAGGACAACCGAGCUAGGGGACAACGAGCCAAGCAGGACAAAGCGCAGGGCAAAGAUGGCGGCGAAGUGAUGGAGCAUCAGCCGCGCAAGGCUCCCAAAGGAGAGACGCACACAGUCACAGAUCCAAUUACCGGCAAAGAUAUCGGCGUACAGGAUCUAGACGAGACCGCCAUGGAAUCGGUCAAGGAUCCCAAGCUGACAGUCCCCAAUGCCAACCUGGGGCGACCGACAGAGCAUAGGACCAGCGCGGAUCAGGAUCUGGCCAAGUAUAAAGAAGAGCAGGAUAUCACCGCGCCGCCUGAUCCCAUUGCAGAGGGCACAACGUCGGAUCUCCCCAUUCGUGGCGAGAAGACAAAUAUCCUCUUCCACCCCACGCCGACAAUCUCAUUCAAACCAAUGUUUGAUCAAUUGGAAACGCGCGCCACGGCUCUGUGCAUUAUCAUUCCGUUCGCGAUCAUCGUUCUCGGUCGAUUCUUCGGCGGCUCGCUUUGGGGUCUUAUCCCGCUGGCAGCAUGUAUUGCAUCGGGCGUGUGGUUGUGGGUAAGAGAGGUCAUCCGGAGUGGUCGAGAAAUGGAGUGGAGCAGCGAGCAGCUUCGUGGGCAGAUGGCCACCGCCAACCUCCUGCCCGAAUCCGUCGAGUGGAUGAACAGUUUCCUUGCUGUCGUUUGGGGACUAGUCAAUCCUGAGAUGCUGAGUCCUGUGGCUGACACCAUCGAAGACAUCAUGCAGGCCUCGGCCCCCAGUGUGGUUGAGAAUGUUCGCAUUGCUGAAAUUGACCAAGGAAGCAACCCAUUCCGGAUUCUCAGCAUGCGUUCUCUUCCGGACAACCAUGUAGACCACAUGAAGAAUAAUAUCCGCGAACAGAACUUGAAGAACAAAGAUCCCCAGGAAGCAGCCGCCGCCGAGGAAGGAGGUGACUAUUACAACAUGGAAGCCGCAUUCGCCUACCAUGCAAAGCCUACUGGUCAGUCUGCCUCGUCCAAGGCACGCAACAUGCACAUGCAGCUGGUUUUCUAUCUGGGUGUCCGAGGACUGUUCGGCGUGCCUUUCCCUGUGUUCGUCGAGUUGAUUGAGCUGGUCGGCACCGUCCGCCUGCGAUUUCAGUUGAUGCCCGAGCCACCGUUUAUGAAGGAAGUUACUUUCAGCUUGGUCGGUGUCCCACAUGUGCGUGCAGGCUGUAUGCCCAUGGUUCGAAAGGGAGUUAAUAUCCUCAAUCUGCCAUUGAUCUCGAAUUUCGUCAACUAUUCCAUCGCUACGGCAUGUGCUAUGUUUGCAGCUCCCAAGUCCAUGACAAUGGAUCUUUCUAUGAUGCUCAAGGGCGACGACAUUCACAAGGAUACUCUGGCAUUGGGUGUGAUGUGGGUUCGCAUCCACCGUGCAGUCGGCUUGAGCAAACAGGACAAAAGGGGUAGUGAAGGCGGCGGCAGUGACCCGUACAUCAACCUGUCCUUCUCGAAAUACGGGAAGCCCAUGUACUGCACGCGCGUGAUCACCGACGACCUGAAUCCGAUCUGGGAGGAGACUGCUGCGCUACUCGUGACGCCGGAGUUGAUCAAGGCAAACGAGAACCUCAGCGUCGAGCUUUGGGACUCGGACCGGAACUCUGCCGAUGACAUUGUUGGCAAAGUCGAGCUGCCAAUCCGGGAAAUGCUCCAGCAUCCCAGUCGUAUGUUCCCCCAGGUGUCUAAGCUGCAGGGCAUGGAUGAAGGCAGCGAGAUGCCAGGCCAGCUGCACUGGGAGGUUGGAUAUUUCGGCAAACCGAAACUUCGUCCGGAGCUGCGAACCGAUGGGAAGAACAAGGAUCUGCCUGAGAAUAUGAAGGGUGAUCCGACCUUUGAGGAUGAGAAGGGGACGAUCACCAACGAAGAAGAGGACGCCGUCAUGCACACACCCCCGGACCCCCUCUGGCCCAGUGGCAUUCUCCACAUCGUGGUACAUCAGAUUGUCAAUCUCCAGCUGGCAAAUAUCAAUGGCAGCGAUGGAAACCGCAAGGGCAAGGAGUACGAGCCCGCUAAGCCGUUUGGCGAGAAUACCGAGGAAGAGGGCGGGAAUCUUCCAACGAGCUACUGCCAGGUAAUGCUGAAUGAUCAAUUGAUCUACCGUACCCGCGCCAAGGCAGUGAGCUCCAAGCCGAUGUUUAAUACAGGAACCGAGCGGUUCGUCCGCGACUGGAGGUCAGCCGUCGUAACGAUCACCGUGCGUGACCAGCGCCAUCGCGAGCACGACCCCAUCCUCGGCGUGAUCCCACUGAAGCUGUCCGAUAUCUUCCAGACCAGCUCGCAAGUGACGCGGUGGUAUCCCCUUGACGGAGGGAUUGGAUUCGGACGAAUGCGCAUCUCGCUUCUCUACCGUCACGUCGAGACCAAACUGCCGCCCAAUAUGCUGGGUUGGGACGUCGGGACUUUCGAGUUUUCUUCCCACAAGGUCGUCGCGAAGGACUACGGCCACAUCGCCAAGAUCAAGAUGCGUACCGGCGGCAGCGUCGGCAAGAUCACCCGGCACGUCUGCCAUAUGGACGGCAACGAUGCGGUCUACGAUACUUCUGACGUGAGCUUCCGCGACUCGCUGCGCAUGCCUGUCAAACACCGAUACCGUUCCCCCGUGGUAUUCGAGAUCCAUCUUUCCGGAAAACGCGGCGCAGCCGCAUAUGCCAUCCUGUGGCUGCAGCAUCUAACCGACAACGAAGACACAGACAUCGACAUCCCCAUCUGGACCACCAAGAAAGGCUCCCGCCUGACGCAGAACUACGUGACGGAAGCAAAUUGGCGCGCCAAGGAAGUGCCUGGCCUAGAAGACCUAAAAGAAGUCGGGCGUCUGCAGUUCCGGUGCCGCUUCUCGCCAGGCAUUGACGAAUCGCACGAACGCUUCGUAGUCGACAACGACUCGCGCGAGACAUUCGAGACCUGGGAAGCGUGCAUGUCGCAGGGCGUGCGGUCGCGCAGCGUCUCCAUUGACAUUCCAGCAGAAGUCCGGGCGAAGCACGAGCAGUCCCUAAUCGAAAACCGCGACGUGCUGAAACAAGCGGACCCCGCCGAGCGCCGCCGCUGGGUCGACCGCGAAGGCCAGGAUUGGAGCGGCGCGUUUGGCCAAGACCCGCGCGCGUACACAGACUCCGCUGGCCGCAAAGUCGCAGAACCAGGCCGGGACGCUCCGCGGCAUGACCCAGUCACUCCACCACCGCUGAAGGGCCAGCCCUCGCAGAUGGAGAACGGGACGGGCGAGGACCGCGCGCGGGAGACCGGCGAUGAUACCCUUGUCGGCGAGUCGGAGGAAGCGGAGCGGAUAUCUCUGUCCUCGGAAAAUAGCAGUUAUAAUGGUCCAUCGACUAUCAGCGGGAGGAGCAUUGGUGGUGCGACGGCGUCGUCAUCUCAGGCUAGCGCUAGAAGCCCAAAAGACAUCAACAAGGCGAAUAAGCGCAGCGAGCAGAGACAGGAGCGUGGGCUGAUGCAGUGGAAACCGGCCAGGAAUGCGCUCUUCGCAAAGGAUGAGGCUAAGUUCGCGCUGGCGAAGCUUAAGAAGAAGGUAGGGGCGGGUGGUUUGACGGGGAGGGAGCCAGAUGUCGAAACGGAGACUUAG